Gavia stellata (red-throated loon) is the source of this 2388-nucleotide messenger RNA. RefSeq names its product transmembrane protein 201 (gene TMEM201). Lineage: Eukaryota; Metazoa; Chordata; Aves; Gaviiformes; Gaviidae. The record is from RefSeq and is a predicted model, not a curated record. Gene Ontology annotation, cellular component: nuclear inner membrane. Gene Ontology annotation, biological process: nuclear migration along microtubule. Gene Ontology annotation, molecular function: lamin binding; actin filament binding. Bases 1 to 2007 code for a protein of 668 amino acids. The transcript is spliced from 11 exons.
AUGGAGGGAGCCGGGGCGCUGCUGGCCCGCUGCCCCGCCGGCGGGCUGGGCGUCACCGUCUGCGCCGCCGCCGCCGGGCUGCUGCUCUACCGCAUCGCGCGGAGGAAGAAGCCCACACACGUGACAGUGAACUGCUGGUUCUGCAAUCAGGACACGGUAGUGCCAUAUGGGAAUCGCAACUGCUGGGACUGCCCCAACUGCGAGCAGUACAACGGGUUCCAAGAGAAUGGAGACUACAACAAGCCCAUCCCUGCUCAGUACAUGGAACACCUUAACCACGUUGUGUCGGGUGCUACAACUUUCUGUGAUCCUACCAAACCACAGCAGUGGGUGAGCAGUCAGAUUCUGCUUUGCAAGAAAUGCAACAACCAUCAAACCAUGAAGAUCAAACAGCUGGCUUCAUUCUCACCAAGGGAGGAGGGCAAAUACGAUGAGGAGAUUGAGGUGUAUAAGCACCAUCUGGAGCAGACCUACAAGCUGUGUCGUCCGUGCCAGGCUGCUGUGGAGUAUUACAUAAAACAUCAGAAUCGGCAGCUCCGGGCGCUGCUGCUCAGCCACCAUUUCAAACGCCGUGAGACAGACAAGACCUAUACUCAGAGUUUAUGUUCAUCCUCCUCUUCUGCUUCCAUAACCACACCAGCUCAGGUGAUAUUUCUGCGGUUCUUGGCCUUCCUCAGCUGUGCGUUCCUGGUUCUGAUGGCUUUGUAUGGGUCAGGCGACCCCUUCUCGCUCAGUGUAGCAGUCCCUGCUCCUGUCUCCUCUGGUCCAGUGUCCAUUCAGAACAGGACUGGCACAAGCUCACGUGCAGACUUGGAAAAUGACACUUCCAUGACAGUGGUGGGCUGGCAGGAGCUGCUCCGUCUGCUCCCAGAACAGAUGGUGGAGAACCUGAGUGCCGCAUGGGCUUACGGGACAAAUCACCAGAUGGCAGUUGCUGUCCUUGGGCUGUUCACCUGCCUGUUGGCCAUGUUCUUAGCUGGGCGGAUCAGGCUCCGGAGAAUUGAUGCGUUUGCUUCAGUCUUGUGGUUCGUAGUGAUGAGUCUGCAUUUAGCCGAGAGGUACCUGAAGAUGGAAACACCCAGCUGGCUAGACACAGCUAAAUUUGGCACCACAUCCUUGUGCUGCUUGGUGGGCUUCACCGCAGCAGUGGCUACGCGGAAAUCAACGGGCCAUAGGAGAUACCGGCCCCGAAGGUACCUUUCUGGGGAUUCGAUUACUCUCUUCCCCAGCAGCACUGGGACUGGCUUCCCGUCCUCUGCUACGUCUCUCUUUGUCCCAACACCACCCAGUAUUCUCCAGCUGACAAACCAGCAGCUCUUCAGAUCCCCACGCAGAACUUCUUCUUCCUCUCUUCCUGGUCGUCUCAACAGGGCACUCUCACUGGGUACCAUCCCCUCCUUGGCCAGAGCAGAUUCUGGCUACUUGUUCAGCGGAAGUCGACCAGCCUCGCAGUCGUCUGGUGCAUCAGGUGCAUCAGGUGCAUCAGAGCACUUCUCCCUGCUGUCCGGCAGCUGUGCUCCCUCCCGCAUCCCCUCUCCAGCACCGUCGGUGGCUGGCUCCGUGACUUCCAGCUCAGGUUCCUUGCGGUACCGCCGGCCACUCAUCAGCCCUGCCCGCCUGAACCUGAAAGGACAGAAGCUGCUGCUUUUCCCAUCUCAGAAUGAGGCUCUGCUCACCCCAACUAGCUCAGAGGAACACACCCACUCAGACAGCAACAUCUUUGCCACCGAGUUGUCCUCCUUUCCAAAGAAGAACCUCAGCGAGCGGGGAAUGCAUGAUAUGAGAUCUACUAUGGAAAGAGGGAGUAUUUGCAGUGAUAAUUCCAUCAAAAAAGAGGAUCGCUCAUCACGCUCAUCUACCUGUGUGGUAGAUACAACUACCAAAGGGGAAGAUUUGGCAGGCUGGAGAGGUCGUUUUGGUAACUCCACUCUCCGAGGUCUGCUAGCCGUGAGUCUGACUCUCAAUGCUAUCUUCACAUCGGCCUAUGUCUACCAGAGCCUGCAUUGAUUUGUGCCAACCUUUCUUUGUGGUUCCAUCUGCUUCUGAGGAGUCAAGAAGAAUUCAACCGCGGUUUCAUGUCUAAUGGUCGUGUCACUGGUGCAUGCUGUUUUUUAAAAAACUACUGUAUGCUCAACUGUCACGACAAGGAACCCAGGUAGCUACUGCCAUCACUUCCAGGUGGAACAUAUCCCAGGAUUAUCCCUUGAAGUGGCAGGCAGAAUUCCCAGAAAGCUCCAGUUCAAAGCAACAGGCCGGUCAAGUGGCCCAUGCACUUUCUUUCAAAGGAACUGACCUGAGACACAAACCUGAAAAUGUGUAAGCUGCGUUUUUAGGAACCUGUCCCCAGCUCUUCUUUCUGACAUAUUAACCUCGUGCUGAUGGUGCUGG